Molecule: messenger RNA, 2571 nt
Organism: Fopius arisanus
Lineage: Eukaryota; Metazoa; Arthropoda; Insecta; Hymenoptera; Braconidae
Product: ankyrin repeat domain-containing protein 13D
Exons: 10
Coding region: 309-2219 (636 amino acids)
Cellular component (GO): cytoplasm
Molecular function (GO): protein binding
Source: RefSeq, a predicted model, not a curated record
AUCCUGACCAUUACCCGGGUCUAUCCCCUUCGGUCAUCUGUCUCCGUCUUAACGCCUCGUGACUUAUCAUCAUAUUGCAGAGAAAGAAAAAUAAAUUAGUCAGUAAUACGAUAAACAGCAGUAACCGCAGCUGUAAUUCCUAGGAGCUACUCACUCGUACUGUCGACAGUUACCAAUGAAGUGUCAUGUAUUCAUGUGAUCGAGCAUCUGUCAAUUCAAAAACACUGCGCAACAAUAAAUUCAGGGCUUAUCGAUAACAUAUGAAAUAAUUUGAGGUAAAUUGUACGUCGAUUGAAUCAGGUGUGACAAUGGUGAAUAUUGAAACCAUCAAGGAGACUUAUCCUCUCCAUUGGCUCGUCUGGAAUAAUGAUCACAUCGAGCUCAAUAGACUGCUAUCAACAAAUCAGUAUGAUAAGGAGCAACAUGAUAACAGAGGAAGGACCCCUCUGAUGCUGGCUGUCACCCUCGGAUACAAAGAAUCUAUUCAAGUUCUUCUUAAUAACGAAGUCAACGUGUAUACUGAGAAUAAAGACGGAUGGAGUGUGGUCCAGGAAGCAACUGGCACUGGGAAUCCUGAAAUUCUGCAAAUUGUCUUGGCGAGACGAGAUUACCAAAGAUAUUGCAAUCGUGUCGACGGAAUUCCGGAGCUCCUGCAGAAACUCAAACAGGCGCCUGAUUUUUACGUGGAAAUGAAGUGGGAGUUCACGAGCUGGGUUCCCUUGGCAUCCAGAAUAUGCCCUAGUGAUACAUACAAGGUCUACAAACAAGGGAGCAACGUACGAAUAGACACAACACUCCUAGGCUUUGAUCACACGAAUUGGCAGCGUGGAAAUCUCAGUUACGUCUUCAAAGGGCAAAAUGUGCCGAGCACACCAGUGGCCAUAAGGUGUCAGAGAAGUUAUGUAUUCAGCAUGGUGGGAGAGAGACCAGAUGACGGUGCAACGAUGAUGGAAGUCGAUCAUGAAACACGGAGAGUGUAUAUAGAGCAUAUGAAGUUGAUUGAUGACGAGAACGUGCAGUUAAUGGCACCUUCUGAGGAGGGAAUUCUCGCCAGAUUGACAAAUCCUAUUGUCACAACCUACGUCGAUACCGAUAAAAUUAGUUUUGAAAGGAAUAAAGCUGGACUGUGGGGCUGGCGUUCAGAUAAGAGUGAAAUAAUAAACGGCCACGAGUGUAAAGUAUUUAGUGCGAGUAACGUCGAGUUAAUAACAAAGACUCGUCUAGAGCACUUGUCGGACAGUGAUAAAAAUAAUGCGAGAAGUGCUCGCACACCGCUGCAAUCAUUUCUGGGAAUUGCUGAGCAGCAGCAGGAGGAGAACAGUGGUGCAGCCUGCAGCGAGGAAUUUUCUCACAUCGGUAAUCCGAGUAAUAUAACACCUGAGGAGUACUUCGAUCCUGAUUUUGAGUUGAAUGGAAGGGACAUAGGACGACCUAAGGAAGUUAACACGAAGAUUCAAAAAUUUCGAGCAACUCUGUGGCUCUCUGAGGACUAUCCCCUGAGCCUCCAGGAGCAGAUAAUGCCAAUUGUCGAUCUCAUGGCGAUAUCGAGCACUCAUUUUGCCAAACUCAAGGAUUUCAUUCAAAUGCAGCUGCCAUCUGGAUUUCCAGUUAAAAUAGAAAUUCCUCUCUUCCAUGUUCUAAAUGCAAGAAUAACUUUUGGAAACAUUUUUGGUAUGGACCAGGAAGUGGAACACGUUAGGAAAAUUCAGGAGGGGACUAGGACAAAUUGUGUUGUUGAUGAUAUUUGUUUUGAAGCGCCUCUGGGUUAUGCCAAGCUCGGGGCACUCGAUAGAACACAGUUCAGUAUUGAGGAAGAGGAUGAUUUGCUGCAAUUUGCCAUUCAGCAGAGUCUCCUGGAGGCUGGCAGUGAAAAGGAUGAGGUGGAUAUCUGGGAGGCCCUCAGGGCCCAAAAACCGUCGAGACCAACGACUCCCAACAUGACAACAGACGAAGAAAGGCAAUUGCAGAGGGCUAUUCAAGAGAGCCUGGAGCUCUACCGAGAGACAGUGGAGUAUCUGGACGAUGAUGAGAAUAUCCACCAGAGAUCUAACAACGGGGAUGGGACGAUAAACGAUGGGCCAUCGAUCGAGGACACAGCAGAACAGCUCAGGAUUGCACUGCGGCUCUCAGAACAGCAACAGAUCGAGGAGGAACAGCGCAGAUUACUCGAAGAAGAAACAUUCCGUCAGGUCCUCGAGCUCUCACUCACCGAUAAAUAAAAUGAAUAAAUUCAACGAGUAUUAGGUGAAUUCUGCUUCCAGCGCAGGAUAUCAAGUUGCAGUGCUUUUCGUGAACUGUUUUAUAUUUUAUUGAAAAUAAAUUAAUUGGAGGAAACACCAAGGAAUUUAUUUCCUACGUCGGGAUUCAAAAUGCCAGUGGAAUUGUCAAAAGAAAAAAAAAUGUGAAUUCAAUUCGCGAAUCUCCGGUGAAUUGUCAGUCGUUAAUUAUUAUUUGUGAUUUUAAAAUCAGUUCUGCGUCACUCGAAUUCUGACUGGGCCCUGAAAAAUAGAUAUUAUUAUUCUCGGUUUGUUUAUUUGACUCAGAAUUCAAUUAAAUUCUUUAGAUAAUGAA